Sardina pilchardus (European sardine) is the source of this 2633-nucleotide messenger RNA. RefSeq names its product Rh family B glycoprotein (gene rhbg). Lineage: Eukaryota; Metazoa; Chordata; Actinopteri; Clupeiformes; Clupeidae. Gene Ontology annotation, cellular component: plasma membrane. Gene Ontology annotation, molecular function: ammonium channel activity. The coding region runs from base 201 to 1580 and encodes 459 amino acids. The transcript is spliced from 10 exons. The record is from RefSeq and is a predicted model, not a curated record. Gene Ontology annotation, biological process: ammonium transmembrane transport; ammonium homeostasis.
AGCUGGGCUCCUCACAUACUCUCACACAAGCUGUGAAGAGUUUGUCUUCCUCUUCUGCCCCAACAAACUGGGUCCUCCAGCCAAGUCCUGGGUCGAGAAAGAGAGAUAGAGAGAGAGAGAGAGAGAGAGAGUUGGGGGAGACAGAAAGAGAUAAAGAGACAGAUUAAGAGUGUGACAGAGAGAAAGAAAAGGCCGGCAUCAUGACAGAGACCAGCAUGAAGAUCAGGCUGCCCGUGGCCUGCUUCAUCAUGCAGAUCAUCCUCAUCAUCAUCUUCGGCGUAUUGGUGGAAUAUGACGAUGGAACUGACGCCAGGAAAUUCCACGAGUUGCAGAAGACUAAUGGCACAACCGACAUUGAGAACGAAUUCUACUUCCGCUACCCCAGCUUCCAGGACGUGCACGUGAUGAUCUUCGUGGGCUUCGGCUUCCUCAUGACCUUCCUGAAGCGCUACGGCUUCAGCAGCGUGGGCUUCAACUUCCUGAUCGCCGCGCUGGCCCUCCAGUGGGCCACGCUCAUGCAGGGCUUCUUCCACGGCAUGCACCACGGCAAGAUCCACAUCGGAGUGGAGAGCAUGAUCAACGCUGACUUCUGCACAGGGGCGGUGCUCAUCUCAUUCGGAGCCGUGCUCGGCAAGACCAGCCCUGUCCAGCUGCUGGUCAUGGCUAUCAUCGAAGUCACUCUGUUCGCCGUGAACGAGUUCAUUCUGCUCGGCCCUCUCGGAGCCAAAGAUGCCGGCGGCUCCAUGACCAUCCACACAUUCGGCGCUUAUUUUGGCCUGGUGGUGGCCCGCGUGCUUUACCGCCCGAACCUGGACAAGAGCAAGCACAAAAACGGCUCCGUCUACCACUCAGACCUGUUCGCUAUGAUUGGCACCAUCUACCUGUGGAUGUUCUGGCCCAGCUUCAACUCGGCCAUCACUGCCCACGGGGAUGACCAGCACAGGACGGCCAUGAACACCUACUACUCCCUGGCGUCCUGCACACUGGCCACCUACGGCAUGUCUGCCCUGGUGUGCCACGAGGGCAAGCUGGACAUGGUGCACAUUCAGAACGCUGCUCUUGCUGGAGGCGUGGCCGCGGGAACAGCUGGAGAGAUGAUGCUGACUCCUUUCGGCUCCAUGAUCGUUGGAUUCCUGGCUGGAGUCAUCUCUGUCCUGGGAUACAGGUUCCUUUCGCCCCUUAUGGAGUCCAAGCUGAAGAUCCAGGACACGUGUGGCGUCCACAACCUGCACGGCAUGCCGGGGGUGCUGGGAGCCAUCGUUGGGGCCAUCACCGCCUCUGUGGCCUCCAAAGAAGUCUAUGGGGAUGGGAUGGCAGAUGUGUUCCCUCUGAUCGCUAGUGGAGAUAUCGACGCCUCCACACAGGGAGUACGUCAGGCUGUCUCUCUGGCUGUGACUCUGGGCAUGGCACUUCUCGGAGGCCUGAUCACAGGGUUCAUUCUGAAACUGCCCAUUUAUGGAGCUCCACCUGACACUGCCUGUUAUGAGGAUGCACUGUACUGGGAGGUCCCUGGAGAGGAGGAAAGCCACGGAGAACUGACCACCGUCAGGACUGAGGAGGGAGAGAAGCUCAACGCUUAAACUCAGCUAUCUUAGAGGACAGCCCUGGCAUGAGAGAAAUAGAUAAAUAAACACACACACACACACACACACACACUCACACACACACACACACACACACACACACAUACUCCUAGAGAGAAUGAGAGCGAGAGAGAGAGAGAGAGAGAGAGACCAACAGACAGAGAGAGAGAGUGAGAGAAAAAAAUAACAAGGUGCAUUUUGAUGUGCCAAAGAUUAGCGGUUUGGGCGGCUGCAAAGGCUUCAUUUCAGUGGCAUGAUCACCUCAAGCCACAGGGGGCGCCAUAGGGCAGUGGCAAACAGACCUACAAUUUUGUGCUCAUGUAUGACUGGACCCACUGCCUUUUUGAAUCACUGCCUUAGUAUUUGAAAAAUAACCUAUUAUUCCUGUGUGUAUAUGGCCCCAGCUUUUAGGAAAUGAAUAUGAAUAUUUUUUCAUUAUUUACAUGGAUUUAUUACAUAUCUUUUUUGUAACAUCUUGGGUGUGCAUGAAUUAUGUGUGGCCUGUCUGCCAGUUUAUCUGUUACAACACCACUGGUGUGUUGGGUACUUCUAAUGUCCACUAGAUGUCGCUUCUGGUUACUUUUUUGUAAGGGGAGCUGUUCAACGAUUUUUUUUAAAGCAGUUCAAGCUUCAGGGAUCAGCCAAAUGUAAUUUAACACAAGCAUCCAACAUUGUGAGAGCAAUAAUGAACAUGCAGUUCAUUUUAAGAUGAUUAAGACCAUUUUCAUACAUAUUUGAAAUCCAUGAUUGUAUUUCAAGGAGUUACAUAUUAGUUUCUUUCUCCCCAAAGUCAAUGAUGUGUAGCCUAUGAAGCCUUUUUCCUUAUGUGUUCUUGAAGGCAAGUGGACCAUAAAAGUGAGGUCACAUGAAGAAACUGGGAGGUGGUGUUUGUCUUUUCUUUGUAGGACUGUAUUGUAUAUUUCCAAUAGUUCAUUAGGGCUACGUAAAGUGUUUUAUAAAGAUGUGCAGCUAUGCCUAUUGGCAUAUGGUUAUACAUGGGACCUAUUGGAAUCAGUUACAAAAUAAAGGGUCUAUGUAUGUUUUGGACAA